This is a messenger RNA of Musca domestica (house fly), 2231 nucleotides long. RefSeq lists its product as uncharacterized. The coding region runs from base 1382 to 1909 and encodes 175 amino acids. The record is from RefSeq and is a predicted model, not a curated record. Lineage: Eukaryota; Metazoa; Arthropoda; Insecta; Diptera; Muscidae. The transcript is spliced from 6 exons.
CAUAAUGAAAAAUUCGCCCGAAGCUCUUGUCGGACAACGUGACUCUUUGUCACAAGCCAAAUUGCUGAAAUAUUAAAACGGUCUUUGAAUAAAAUUAAACUUUUGUCAUUUCAGCAAAAAAAAAAAACCAAAGGAGUCGAGCAACAUUGCCAUCUACAGGCACCGUCUUCUCGAUGUGUGUCCGGCUGUUUGCCUUGGGUGUUGAGUUCUUGGAGCGCCGUCGGUUGUUGGCGUCUUAACUCGUUGCCAGGGCUUUGCGUUUUUGAAUGUCUUUAAUGCCAUCGCUGUCGUUUAGAAGCUCUUUCUCCUCCGACAAACAUUUCAACAACCUUUAAUGCAGCCGUGUUUUGGUGCUGCUUUUGUUUGUUUUAAGGUUUCCGUUUGGUUGUUUUCGUCCGGAGGUGUCGUCGGCACAUUCGAUUUCAGUUGUCGGGUGUACGAAUAGCAAACGAAGGAAACGAGACAUUUGUCGUCGCACCAAUUUGUGUCGACAUGUUAACUUUUGUGUAAUUGUUGAUUUCUUGUUCAGCUGUAUCACUGCUAUUAGCGUUGCUGUUGCCGCUGUUGCUAUACCGUUUGUUGUUUUCUUAAAUUAUCUGCAAUAAAAGCAAUGACCACAAAUUACUCUCAUUAUUAUCACACAAUGGUAGAAGUGACAAGUUGACAACUCCAUUCACGUUGAUUUCGAUAGCAAUAGGGUGUGUGUGUAUGUAUUCAGGGACACACACACCCACAUGCUCACUCACCCCGCAUGUGGCUAUACAAAUGUAUAUGCUGUGAUAUAUCUUUUUAGACAUUUAUUUCAAUCGCUCGUAAUAAAAAGGAGAUAUUCUCCCUUAGAUGUCUGCUCAUCGUAAAUGGUGGUGUCAUCGAUUUUUCCUAUUGCCCCAACAACAACUACAACAAUGAGAACGACGACGUUGAGUAUGGGUACAUGUGUGCAAGAUUGUGGCCCAUCUGGGCGUAUGAUUGUUUCAGUCUUGGUUUCCAAAUCGAAUAAAUCAUACGCUCGGGAAUAUGCUCUGCAAUCACUUUUUGCUUGUUAUUGGAAAAAUGCUGAGAAGUCAUCGCGCUUGUUUAAUUAACUUGGAAGCCAGCACACAGAUACCAGUAUCAAAGGAUUUGCACAGCAGGACCCGGAGACAGAAAAAACGAUGUCCGUCGCAUAGCUGGUUUUACCAAUGGAUGUAGCAACAUGGACGCAGUCACAGACACAUACACGCACCAACCUCCAUUUGCUAUGUGCGUUUGUGUAAAAUAAUGAUUUACUGGAGCAUAAGAGUCAUGUCGAAGUGUUACGUCAAUCACUCGUUCCUCCACUGCGCCCUCUUUGAAAACGAUACUCGUUGCUAUCGUCAGCUCUGUCGGACCCCUCCACAAAAUGAAAUCAAAGCAUAAGAGUUGUGUAACUGCCGCUGCCGUUGCUGCUGGAGCUGGGGAAAAAAUGAAAUCCGUGAUUCUGUAUCCUUAUGGUCCGUUGACAGCCACCGGAUGCUGUCGCAUGUUGCACGCCAAAAAUUUGGCCAUAGCAAGCGCCAUCUAUACAAUAAAUAUAUCACUGUUGAUUGUCCUGAUAUACUCAUGGCGUAUAAACAUCAACAUAAACAAGUCCGGCGACUUGGAGGAUGUCUACUAUGGAGUCCAAAUUGCCUAUUUCGCCAUAAUUGGAACCCAAAUGUCAAUGAUUAUUCUGAGCGUGAUGCUGCUUUAUGGAAUCCUUAAGGAAAACCCUGGUCUAAUUGUUCCGUGGAUCAUUGGUUACAUAACAUUUAUGGCACUGGAAGCAGUCGCAAUGGUGUAUUCGAACGUGUUGCGGGAUCAUGUCAACAAGCAAUUCGAUGCGAUGUGCAAAGCGGAAGUGGCAUUUUUUAUAGCUCGCGCUUUCAUAAACGUAAGUAAAAGAGCAUAAAGGGUGCAUGGCAUGUUUGUUUCCUUUUUUAUUUCGCUUUCAGCGAUUUUCUUUCAUUUGUGCGACUUUAAGUCCUCAGUAUUACUUAUUAUUUCAUUUUCCAAAUGACCACAAACACACUUCAUCCACAUCCUGCGAAUCGAUGGACUUUUGGAAAACUCUUUGGACACAGCUCACAAACCAGUAGUUAACAAUGGGCAGAGCAAAUGCAAAUAGGCUAUAGAAGUCGAUGUGAGUGGAACCCAUGAACACCUCUGCAAGCCAUGCGAAUGUCUCGAAGACCAAUAUCAGAAGAUUUAAGGUCAACCAAGGUGUCAUAUGA